This is a messenger RNA of Oryza brachyantha (malo sina), 1189 nucleotides long. Its product is annotated as RING-H2 finger protein ATL67. Gene Ontology annotation, biological process: protein ubiquitination. The record is from RefSeq and is a predicted model, not a curated record. The transcript has a single exon. The coding region runs from base 345 to 947 and encodes 200 amino acids. Gene Ontology annotation, molecular function: transferase activity. Lineage: Eukaryota; Viridiplantae; Streptophyta; Magnoliopsida; Poales; Poaceae.
CUCACGCGUUUCGUUCCCCUCGCUCGCUCACCCCGGCCGCCCGCCCACUCGGCUCGGGUCGGCAGCGGCAGAGCGAACCGGCAAAACCUCCUCCCGCUCCCCGCCAUAACUGCGGCUGCGAUCCCCUCUGCUUCCUCACCGGCAAUUAAUGCCGCCAACUACCAGAUCCACACCUCCGGAAACCUAAGCCGCCCCCAAACCAAAUACCGCUCUUCCCGUUUUGCCCCUCUCCGGCUCUUCCCCCCACCACCCGCGCCCCCGCACGCCAUGCCAUUCCGCCCCACGGUCUCGCCGCCGCCGCCGCUGCUGCCGCCGACGAGGGUACCGUCGUCGUCGUCGUCGUCAUGGCGUCCUUCCUCGACUCGCUCUCCUCGGUCGGCGUCGGGUACGCCGUCGCCGUCGCGCUCGGCUUCCUCGUCCUCCUCGCGUCGCUGCUCCUCACCUCCUACUUCUGCUUCCGCCGCGGCGUGCCCGGCGGCGGCGGGGUCCACUCCGCGCGCCACGCCGUGUCCUCCGCGUCCAGCUCCGGGCACAUCUCCAUCACCGUCCCGCGCGUCAUCUUCGUUGCGGACGACACCGACUCCCCGGGCUCCUCGUCCCGCGGCGCGGGGGGCGGGGUGGCGUCGUCGCCCGUCGGGCUCGACCCCGCAGUGAUCGCCUCGUAUCCGAAGGUGCCCUUCUCUAGGGCCGCGGCGGGGGCGGACGCCGAGGCCGCGUGCUCGAUCUGCCUCUGCGAGUACAAGGAGGGGGAGAUGCAGCGCAUGAUGCCCGAGUGCAGGCACAGGUUCCACCUCAUGUGCCUGGACGCGUGGCUGCGGCGGAGCGCGUCGUGUCCGGUCUGCCGGUCUUCGCCCAUUCCCACUCCCGUCGCCACUCCGCUCGCCACCCCGCUGUCGGAGCUCGUCCCGCUAUCGCAGUACGCCGCUGACCGCCGGCGCCACAGGUGACGGGUUUUGGUGCAUCAUGUCUUCUCUUCUAUAUUCGUUUUUGGCACCAUUAGCUGCUGUUGUCAAGGAUAGGAUGGUGCAUCCAUUGUUUCAUUGCUCAGAGGAGGUUGGGUUGAUCCAUAGGAGUACUGAUUAGGACAGCCUGGACUUGGAAGUUUUGCGUGGUAACAGUAGUUCGUUGCACUGAAGCAGACAGGCAGUGUAUAGACAUUGUUUUUCCAUCCGGUUAUAGUAACUUUUAC